Molecule: messenger RNA, 2706 nt
Organism: Acanthisitta chloris (rifleman)
Lineage: Eukaryota; Metazoa; Chordata; Aves; Passeriformes; Acanthisittidae
Gene: ESR1
Product: estrogen receptor 1
Exons: 8
Coding region: 74-1837 (587 amino acids)
Biological process (GO): regulation of DNA-templated transcription; steroid hormone receptor signaling pathway
Cellular component (GO): nucleus
Molecular function (GO): zinc ion binding; DNA-binding transcription factor activity; steroid binding
Source: RefSeq, a predicted model, not a curated record
ACUGCCAGCUGCCGAUCUCACUGUUGACAGUAAAAGCAGAUAUGUUCCUUGCUCACUGCCAUUAGUACUGGCCAUGACCCUUCACACCAAAACCUCUGGAGUUACCCUGCUGCACCAGAUUCAAGGCACUGAACUGGAGACACUGAGCAGACCUCAGCUGAAGAUUCCCCUGGAAAGACCGCUCAGCGACAUGUACGUGGAGACCAACAAGACAGGAGUUUUUAACUACCCAGAAGGAGCCACCUAUGAUUUUGGUACUACGGCUCCCGUGUACAGCUCUACUACGCUCAGUUAUGCUUCUACUUCUGAAUCUUUUGGGUCCAGCAGUCUGGCAGGAUUUCACUCCCUGAACAGUGUCCCACCAAGCCCGGUGGUGUUCUUGCAAACGGCGCCCCAGCUCUCACCCUUCAUCCAUCAUCACAGCCAACAGGUACCCUAUUACCUUGAAAACGAUCAGGGCAGCUUUGGGAUGAGAGAAGCUGCUCCUCCAGCCUUCUACAGGCCAAGCUCUGAUAACAGACGCCACAGCAUCCGGGAGAGGAUGUCCAGUACCAAUGAGAAAGGGAGUCUGUCCAUGGAGUCCACGAAGGAAACUCGCUACUGUGCUGUCUGCAACGACUAUGCUUCAGGCUACCAUUAUGGGGUCUGGUCUUGCGAGGGCUGCAAAGCUUUUUUCAAAAGAAGUAUUCAAGGGCACAAUGACUACAUGUGUCCUGCUACUAACCAGUGCACUAUCGACAAGAACAGAAGAAAGAGCUGCCAGGCAUGCCGACUAAGAAAAUGUUAUGAAGUGGGAAUGAUGAAAGGUGGAAUCCGGAAAGACCGCAGAGGUGGGCGAGUGAUGAAACAAAAACGUCAAAGAGAGGAGCAGGAUUCCAGGAAUGGGGAGGCUUCUUCAACAGAGCUGCGAGCUCCCACCCUUUGGACAAGUCCACUGGUGGUUAAACAUAACAAGAAGAACAGUCCAGCCCUAUCCCUGACAGCAGAACAGAUGGUCAGUGCCUUGCUGGAAGCUGAGCCACCCAUAGUUUAUUCUGAAUAUGACCCAAACAGACCAUUCAAUGAAGCCUCUAUGAUGACCCUGUUGACCAACCUUGCAGACAGAGAAUUAGUGCACAUGAUCAACUGGGCAAAGAGAGUUCCAGGAUUUGUGGAUUUAACACUCCAUGAUCAGGUCCAUCUACUGGAAUGUGCCUGGUUAGAGAUCCUGAUGAUCGGCUUAGUCUGGCGCUCCAUGGAACACCCAGGAAAGCUUUUAUUUGCACCUAACCUGUUACUGGACAGGAAUCAAGGGAAAUGUGUAGAGGGCAUGGUGGAAAUCUUUGACAUGCUGCUGGCUACUGCUGCUCGGUUCCGCAUGAUGAACCUUCAAGGGGAGGAAUUUGUGUGCCUUAAGUCCAUCAUCCUGCUUAAUUCUGGUGUGUACACUUUUCUUUCCAGCACCUUGAAAUCUCUGGAAGAGAAAGACUAUAUUCACCGUGUCCUGGACAAAAUCACAGACACUCUGAUACACUUAAUGGCUAAGUCAGGUCUUUCUCUGCAGCAACAACAUAGACGACUGGCUCAGCUCCUCCUCAUCCUCUCUCACAUCAGACACAUGAGCAACAAAGGAAUGGAGCACCUGUACAAUAUGAAGUGUAAGAAUGUAGUUCCACUCUAUGAUCUCUUGCUGGAGAUGCUGGACGCUCACCGACUGCAUGCUCCAGCAGCCAGGAGUGCUGCACCAAUGGAAGAGGAGAACCUGAGCCAGCUGACAACUGCAUCAGCUUCAUCUCAUUCCUUGCAGUCUUUUUACGUAAAUAGCAAAGAAGAGGAGAAUAUGCAGAAUACAAUAUAAACAGAAGUCAGCAUAUAUAAUGGUAUGAGAAACCCAGCAGUGUACUACCUAGCUCAUGCUUCAUUUCGUCUAUAGUGCCACCUUUGAAAACACUCCAAUGACAACAGACACCUGCAUUUUCCAUUUGAGUGUUUGUCAAGUGCUUGCCUAAAUUGAUUGCUUAUCCUAAUGGAAGACAUUUCAUUGCUGUGGACACCCAGCAAGGAUUGUCAGGCUAUCUUGAUUUAAAAUUUGCAGUGUGUUUAUUUAAUUUUGCAUGUAAGUUGGGUAAGUCCUAAUAUAAACCAUACAUUCAUUUUACUAUAAAUUGAUAGGCCAUACCACCCAUGAAUAUUGGUAUCUUCAUGAGUGGUAGCCUUUGUAGAUAUCCACCCCAAAUCCUGAGCUAGCUUAAUCCUUUACUUGCUUGAAGCUUUGAAGCAGUUUGGUAGAGAUUCUGGUUAUUUGCCAGGGGGAUAAAUAGAAAGUUAACUGGCAUCUUAGUGUGCUAUAGUGAAACUGCACUGCUGCUGACUGCCUUGGUAGUUUAGUUAGAUUUCUGAUUCUCCCUACAGUAGAAAGGAACCCCUGUCUGACAAUAAUACUGUCUUACCUUGCUGGCUUACAUCAGGGGACAACUCCCUCACAAGCUCUUUCUGAUCAAACUUUUAGGUACCCUUACCACAUCCUCUAGAUGAAUUGCAUUGCAUGCAUCCUAUAUUGUCUGAUGCUACAAAGUCAAAUUGUUCUGUUGCUCAACAGUGUAAAUUCAGGGCAACGUGGCAAACAGUGAUAACAUAGAUAAUUACUCUUAAAUCAGACCAGAUGAUUAAAAAAGUCAUCAGGUCUUAAAAAAAUGUCUUCACACACAAGCAGGUUCUAACACUAUU